Molecule: messenger RNA, 4407 nt
Organism: Triplophysa rosa
Lineage: Eukaryota; Metazoa; Chordata; Actinopteri; Cypriniformes; Nemacheilidae
Product: interferon-induced GTP-binding protein Mx-like
Exons: 11
Coding region: 2213-4084 (623 amino acids)
Biological process (GO): defense response to virus
Cellular component (GO): cytoplasm; membrane; nucleus
Molecular function (GO): GTP binding; microtubule binding; GTPase activity
Source: RefSeq, a predicted model, not a curated record
AAAAUGAAACCAAAACCCAUGAGUUUGACUCGCGCUCGUGUGUCUAGGCUAUCUAUCGGUGGCUGGAAUUCAGUGAGUAUUCAGUUUUUCCACACUUUAAAUUGUGUGCUUUUGGCUGACUACAUUAUUUUUUAUUUAUUUUAAAAAGAAUGCUGAGGUAGCCUAAAUCCAAACGAUUGCGCGAAUGGUUUGUGAAAACUCGUUUUCCCAAUUUAUUAGAGUUGAUCUCCUGUGUGUAUACCAAACUUAUUUAAUACUGUAAAGGAAGCUUAACCAUUGACGUGUAAGUGAUAUUAAAAUGUUUAUUUAUUCAAUUGAAUUAGAAAUUGGAUUACACAUAUAGAAAGGAUUACUGUAAAAAAUACAAAUGUAUCUAGAAAUAAACAUGAAAUAAAAUAACAGAAAUAUACGAAUGCUUCAACUUCAAUGCAGCUAUCAGCGCCUGAGGAGCAAUUUUGGGGGAAAUUCCUUGUUCAAGGGCACCCCGGUCGUUUUUCUGCUCGUGUUGUGUUGAAUUUUGACUCCCUGCCAGAUUACAACUACCCGCAUUCUCCACUAUGGGUAGGAUAAGGAUUAGGUGUGGCAUGGCUUAGUUUUGGGGGUGUCAGUAAAUUUACGGUACAGCAUGCUUUCGAAAAUGUUUUCACCCUUUUUGCAUUUCACGUACAUUGACAGUUUAUUACAGUUUUUGUCAGGAAAACUCCAAAAACCACUAGGUGGAGAUGAUAAUCCACUAGGCAGAGUUCAGGUAAUAAUCCAAAACAGUUCAGAUAAUAUAAUGAUCCCCGAGUCCUUCUUGACCACACGGGAAGUACUGGAGAUCGCGUCCACAAGACCGACAGGAAACAUACGCUCGGACGAUGUCCAUAAAUCCGACAGGAGACGUUCACAAGAGUAAUAUUCUAGACCGGCAAGAGUUCCUCUAAAGGCGGAGCGGCACGGCAGACGGAAAAGCCCUUCCACAAGCUAUCCAAACUACCAGCCGGGAAACCAUGGUAGACAUAGCGGGACUUGCGCUGCAGGCAGACAAGAAGUAGACACCGGGUGACAAAAACAUCACUGGAGCCUAGACGAAAAAGGUAAUUAAAGGAAACCCAAGAACCAAGAAUUACUCGACCGGCGAUAUAUAUUCAGCUGCAGAACCGCAGCCGCAGUUUCAGAACCACAGUUUCUAAACCACAGCUACAGAAUGGAAGUGAGGGGCGGAGUUAUUGACAACGAGAUAAGCAUGGCGGUUAGCACAUUUGUUCAAUUAAGCGUUUAUUUGCUCAAUAUUGAAUUUGUGCGUUUGUGGGAUUGUUUUUCUAGAAAUGUAGUGAUAAAAUGGGCCUACGAGUGAAUUGUAAUUGUUAAUUUAAUUAUUCGUUGUAUAACGUUUGAUUGUUUCUUUUAAAACCAUUCUGUUUGCUUUUUUAUACAACCCAGUUAUAUUUCUAUUAAAAUGUCUGUUUUCAUAUACAGGUGCUGGUCAUAUACUUAGAAUGUCAUCAAAAAGUUGAUUUAUUUCACUAAUUCCAUUCAAAAAGUGAAACUUGUAUAUUAUAUUCAUUCAUUACACACAGCCUGAUAUAUUUCAAGUGUUUAUUUCUUUUAAUUUGAUGAUUAUAACUGACAACUAAUGAAAAUCCCAAAUUCAGUAUCUCAGAAAAUUAGAAUAUUACUUACGACCAAUACAAAGAAAGGAUUUUUAGAAAUCUUGGCCAACUGAAAAGUAUGAACAUGAAGAGUAUGAGCAUGUACAGCACUCAAUACUUAGUUGGGGCUCCUUUUGCCUGAAUUACUGCAGCAAUGUGGCGUGGCAUGGAGUCGAUCAGUCUGUGGCACUGCUCAGGUGUUAUGAGAGCCCAGGUUGCUCUGAUAGUGGCCUUCAGCUCUUCUGCAUUGUUGGGUCUGGCAUAUCGCAUCUUCCUCUUCACAAUACCCCAUAGAUUUUCUAUGGGGUUAAGGUCAGGCGAGUUUGCUGGCCAAUUAAGAACAGGGAUACCAUGGUCCUUAAACCAGGUACUGGUAGCUUUGGCACUGUGUGCAGGUGCCAAGUCCUGUUGGAAAAUGAAAUCUGCAUCUCCAUAAAGUUGGUAAGCUGUAAGCUGAGUAGUGGAAAUGCGCCAUUAAUAUGUUGCCUUUAAUCAUUUUACCUACUUUUUAAUUAAUUUUAUGUAUGCGUAGACUAACUUGUUUGUCAUAUUUUGCAGAAGCAGCAUAAAAUUCAAACAUGUCUUCACAACGUUCUUCAAAGCGAGGUAAUAUGAGUUGUGGUCUGGACCAACACUAUGAAGACAAGGUGCGUCCUCGCAUUGACCUUGUUGACAGUCUCAGGGCACUUGGUGUUGAGAAAGACCUGAACCUGCCAGCUAUUGCUGUUAUCGGUGAUCAGAGCUCAGGAAAGAGUUCUGUAUUGGAGGCGCUGUCUGGGGUGGCAUUGCCCAGAGGAACAGGUAUUGUCACUCGAUGUCCCCUUGUCCUCAAACUGAAGAAAGUUAGAGAUGAAGACACCUGGCUUGGAUGGUUGUCAUUUAAGGACCAACACAUGGAACUAGAAAGUCCAGCAGAAAUAGAGAAUGCUAUCUUAGAUGCUCAGAUGGCAUUGGCAGGACAAGAAGGAAUCAGUCAUGAGAUGAUCACUUUAGAGAUCCGGUCCAAUGAUGUUCCUGAUCUUACUCUCAUUGACCUGCCAGGCAUUGCUAGGGUUGCCACUGGCAACCAGCCAAAAGACAUCAUGAAACAGAUUAAAGAUCUAAUUGAAAAGUUUAUUAAAAAACAAGAGACCAUCAGCUUGGUGGUUGUGCCGGCAAACAUUGAUAUUGCCACCACUGAAGCACUACAGAUGGCGUCAAAUGUGGAUCCAGAUGGGUACAGGACACUGGGUAUUCUGACUAAACCAGAUUUGGUGGACAAAGGCAUGGAGGAGACAGUAGUCAAAACAGUUAACAAUCUUGUGAUACCAAUAAAGAAGGGCUACAUGAUUGUUAAGUGCCGGGGCCAGCAAGAUAUCAAUGACAAGCUUACUCUGGCCGAAGCCUUGGAUCAAGAAAGAAUGUUUUUUGAUGAAAGUGCUCAUUUUAGGCCUCUUCUGGAGGACGGUAAAGCUACAAUACCCCUUCUGGCAAAAAAACUCACUAAUGAAUUGGUUAUACACAUUACCAAUUCACUGCCACAGUUACAGGAAGAACUUGAGAUGAAACUAGCAAAGACCACUGAGGAUCUCAAAUUGCUGGGAGAUGAAGUUCCUCUUGAUCGACAUGAAAAGAACAAUUUUCUGAUUAAGAAAAUUCACCAGUACAAUGAUGUACUUGAAAGUGUAAAAAGAGCAGAAGACGACCUAAAAAUCUCAGGCAAGAGGGUCUACACAAAAAUCAGGAAGGAAUGCGAUACAUGGAAAUGGCUCCUGGAUGACAAAACCGCUAAGACGUCUCUAGCGGAGAAAAAACUUAGGCAUGAAGCUGUAGAUGACAUAAGAGCUCAGAGAGGAAAGGAGCUUCCUGGAGUUGUUAACAACACGACAUUUGAAAGCCUUGUCAGGAAACAUGUUGAUGAGCUAGAGGAACCUGCUUUAAAGCUCCUCAAAGAUGUCAGAGAUAUUGUUCACUCUUGCGUGAACACUAUUGUUAACCGACACUUUCAGAGGUUUCCUCGACUUUUAAGGGAAGCUGAAUAUCCAAUUGAAGAUUUUCUGAAAGAAGAAUUUCAGAAAGCGGAGGAGAAAGUGCAGUCUCAGUUUAGGAUGGAGAAGAUCGUCUACUGUCAAGACUCUCUUCACAUUCGCCAGCAAGGUGCUGUACAACAGCAUUCAAGUGUAGCGCAAAUCAGCGAUGUACGAGACAUGGCGAGGCAUCUCAAUGCCUAUUUAACGAUCACCUCUGAUCGUCUGGCUAAUCAAGUUCCGCUGAUAGUUCUGUACCAUGUGGAUCAGUACAUAUCUCAACUCCAGAAUGCAAUGUAUGCCAUUAUUGGAAGAUGCGAUGUAGAAGAUCUGCUCGGAGAAGAUGCUAAGGUUGCUCGUAAAAGAAAAGAGCUGAAAGAGCGUUUGGAGCGCCUGAAGAAUGCGGGCAAACUUCUGUCCAAGUUUUUGCGCUCUGAAGUUUGAGCACUGUUUUUUAAUAUACCAUUUACAGAAGCUUCAGAGUCUAGGCUAUUAGUAUACGUUAUUUCUGUUCUUUUUAAUUCAUAUAUUUUACAUUUCAUAUUAUUGCUGUGUUCCACUGUAGCCAUGUUUAGUUCAUUUGCAACAUUUUAAAGUCACAUUAUUUUGAUUUACAAUGGUUUAUUCCAUGCAGCUGUUCUGUUAAGAAGUUUUCCCUUACAGAAAAGACACAUGAAUUUCACAUGUUUUUCGCAUGUGAUCACAUGUAUACAACAUGUGUUUAACAUGUGCAAAAAACACGUGUGAUCACAUGUGAAAUGUGUGUU